AUUAUUUUUUUAUACGUCGAUCAAUUACCGUUCGCGUCCGUAAUAGCGAUUGUAAUUACGUGUUGCCUUGCAACACAACAAUUACUUAUUAAUAAUAGUACAACCCAUGUGUGUCAUGCCGUUCACUUGUUUGAUGACCCAUUAUUCGUGUUUUGGUUUCUCAUCAUUACAGUCUUGUUCUGUUUAAAUUACAAAUAUUGUUUCAGUUUUCCUCUCUGUUCAAUAUAACUUUGAAACUAUACAAAAUUAUAAAACAAUUAUUAACGAUUAUUAUUUACAAAACUAUACAUAAUUCGCAAAAAAACCAAACGAGAGCAAGUCAUUUAUGAUUGAACUUUUUUUUCCUCUUGGCGAAGUUUAAAACUCUAGACCUCCCUUCCUCCAAAAAUACGCCAUUGUCUGUAUCAUUUAUCUGUGAUAUACUCAUUAUGAUGAUUUUAGUAUCAAAAUGUUUGUAAUCAGACGUAGAAUAAAACUUAAUUUUCAAAAAAAAUUUAAGUAUUCAAGCACAAUUAACUCCGAGAUCACAAUGAAUACUUGUCCAGAUAUUUUAAAAGAUUUUGAAUCUGGACCUUUAGAUUUUUACAGAAAACGUGCUACUAUUGAUUGGAAAAAAAUGAGAGUUUUUAUAGAAACUGAAGAAGUUUUACGAUAUAAGAUGAGAGCUUGGAAAGCUUUUGAAUCUGAUCCACUUUUUCAACAUUCCAAUGAAACAUUGUCAUUAGAUGAGCAACGAAGAUUAGCAUUAUUAAGGAUGUACAAAAUUGUAGAAUCAAAUAUUUAUCCAUUUGAUGAAAUAAUGACAAGUCCUAGACUGGCUUUAGCUAAGAUUAUAUCGAUGUUUCAAUACUGUCCGUCUGUUGCAAUAAAAGUUGGACUUACGUUUGACAUGUUUUCUAAUGUAAUAUUUAGUAUGGAUAAUGGAAGAAAUUCAGAUUUAUAUCAAAAGGCUCAAGAAGGAAAAGUUCCUGGUUGUUUUGCACUUACAGAAAUUUCACAUGGUACUAAUACUAAAGAAAUGAGAACAGUAGCAUUAUAUGAUAAUAAUAUAAAAAAAUUUAUUUUAAACACUCCAGAUUUUGAAGCAGCAAAAUGUUGGGUUGGUAGUUUAGGAAAAUCAAGUACACAUGCAAUAAUAUGGGCCAAGUUAAUUAUGAGUAAUGGUGAUGACCAUGGAUUACAUGCAUUUGUUGUUAGUAUAAGAGAUCCAAAAACUAUGUUACCUUAUUCUGGAGUUAUAGUUGGAGAUUUGGGAGAAAAAGCUAGUUUAAAUGGAGUGGAUAAUGGAUUUAUAAUGUUUAAUAACUAUUGUAUACCAAAGGAAAGUUUACUAAGCAAAACAGGAGAUAUAAAUGAUAAUGGACAAUACAUUUCACCUUUCAAAAAUAAAUCAAAACGAUUAGGGGCUUCAUUGGGAAGUUUAUCGAUUGGAAGGUUAAGUAUUGUUAAUAUAUGUGUAGCAUACAUUACAAAAGCGGUUCCAAUAGCAAUAAGAUAUACAGGUGUUAGGAAACAGUUUGGACCACCAAAUGGUGAAGAAUUACCAGUAUUAGAAUAUCAGCUAGUACAAUGUCGACUAAUCCCAAAUUUGGCUGCUGCAUAUGCAUUAAAAAUUUAUGGCGAUUAUGUGGCAAAAGUUUAUGAGUCAUUUAUAAUGGAGAUGAUGACAAAUGCUGGUUCUGAAAAACUUCGAUUACUUGGUGUAGAAAUCCAUGCAGUUUCUAGUUGCUCAAAACCCAUUGCUGCAUGGACAUGUCGUGAUGCAAUUCAAGAAUGUAGAGAAGCAUGUGGUGGUCAUGGGUAUUUAAAAGCUGCUGGACUUAGUGAAUUACGGAGUGCGAAUGAUGCUAAUUGUACAUAUGAAGGUGAUAAUAAUGUAUUAAUACAACAAACGAGUAAUUGGCUGUUAAAUAUCUGGGCAAGUUUAUUGAACGGAGAUAAGAGUUGUUGUGAUACUCCAUUAGGUACUAUAGGAUUUCUGAAAAAAGCAGAAACUAUACUGAAUGAAAAAUUUAAAUUGUCCAGAAUAAAUGAAGUCUUCACAUACACACAUUUAGAGUUACUUUCAUGUUUCGAAUGGAUGAUAUGUUAUCUUUUACGACAGACACAUGCACAAUUACAGUUAUUGAAAGAUCAACAAAAAGAUGUAUUUACUGCAAAAAAUGAUUCUCAGAUGUUCUUUGCUAGAGAUCUAUCAAUAGUUUUUGCAGAAUAUCUUGUUCUAAAAGAAUUUAUUGAAACAACAAAAUCUCCAAAUUUAGAUAUCCCUCACAAAUUAGUUUUACAGAAACUUGCUUCACUCUAUGGAUUUUGGUCAAUUGAAAAACAUUUGUCUAUUAUGUAUGAAGGUGGUUAUGCCAAUGGGCCAUUGGCAUCAGUAAUAGUUAAAGGAUCCAUUAUAGAACUAUGUUCAAGUCUUAAGGAUGAGGCUGUUACACUUGCUGAUGCUAUAGUACCUCCAGAUUUUAUACUAAAUUCUGUGUUAGCUGCUUCAAAUGGAAAGGUUUAUGAUAAUUUGAAAAAAGUAUUAUUUGAAGAUAAAUCAACUUUUGAAAGGCCAACUUGGUGGACAGAGAUAGCAGUACGAUCAAAGCUAUAAUUUUAUAAAUUGAGAUAUACCGAGAAAUUCAAAUUUCUAAUUAUUAAAGAUGUUAAAACUAUUAUUUACA
Sipha flava (yellow sugarcane aphid) is the source of this 2669-nucleotide messenger RNA. Its product is annotated as peroxisomal acyl-coenzyme A oxidase 3-like. The record is from RefSeq and is a predicted model, not a curated record. NCBI's taxonomy places the organism in Eukaryota, Metazoa, Arthropoda, Insecta, Hemiptera, Aphididae. The coding region runs from base 449 to 2599 and encodes 716 amino acids. Gene Ontology annotation, biological process: fatty acid beta-oxidation using acyl-CoA oxidase; lipid homeostasis. The transcript has 17 exons. Gene Ontology annotation, cellular component: peroxisome. Gene Ontology annotation, molecular function: pristanoyl-CoA oxidase activity; FAD binding; fatty acid binding.